AUGACCGAGAGGACCAACAAAGGAAAACACAAGCGAAGUUUGUCGCUGUCCAAGAACAAGAAGAAAGGUGGUGUUAAAGGUGGACUUUGUGCCAAAGCUGCCACCACAACCCCAAUCAGCAGCUUCUUCAGCAGUCAGCCCUCCAGGGUGGCCUGUCCUCUCUGUGGCCAGCUGGUGCCAAAGAACACCAUCAACCAGCACAUUGACCUGCAGUGUCACAACUUUGAGAGAGACCACAGUGCAGCCUCGGUGAGUCAUAAUGUGCCAAACAUCCCGCUGUCACCCACAAAGACUCCACCAAAGUCCACAGAGCCAGAAAAGGACGACAUGAAGACCAGCCCUUAUUUUAAGAAGAGCAACUUUCACCAGCUGCCACAGGAGAUGAGCAGUAAGUCUGUCAUCAGAACACUCGACCUGGGAAGUCUUUCAUCCAAGCUGUCCAAGAGGUGUAACCUUCCGGAGAGGACAGAGAACAAGCACGAUGAAAAAGAGACACAAAUUUCUGAGACACUGAAUAGCUCACAGAAAGAAAACUUUCUGAUGGAGAUGGAGAGUUCGGGAGACAACGAUGUGACAGAAACUGGGUCUGAGGAAUUAAAAUCAAUGUCACAUUUAGAAAAGGCACACGUUCUUGAUCCAAAAGCAUCCAAAUCGGAGACCUUCCACAACCUGGUGUCCUCUUCCUCCUCGCCAGUGAAGAGAAAAAAGAAAGCACAGUCCACAAGCAGGGUUUAUGGUUUUCUAAAGAGAGCAAGAAAUGAUGUAAGCAACAAAGAGACGCAAGACUCUGAUCUGUUUACAGGCAGCGCAGCUGAGAUGACUGACACGGACCAGUGUAGAGGUCAGGUAUCUUCUCUUUGUGAUCCCCCUUUUGGUGGUACUUCAGAUGAGGCGUCAGGGAUCAACACUGGGACUAGUGCAGAGAAAACCACCACUGAUCAGCAGGUAGAGAUGUCUCAUCCCCCGUGGCUCCCCUACUAUCUCCGCAACUUCUGCACUGUAGUAGAGGCUGUGCUAGAGAAUGAGGAUGACAGGACAUUGUUCAAUGAGGACGACUUGUCACUCGUGCACACGUUUGAGAAACUUUCAGUCAUGGGACAGAAGCUGUAUGUGCGCCUGUUUCAGAGGAAACUUAACUGGCUUCAAGUAAAUAAACUGGAUUAUGAAGAAAUAAGCUCUGAUCUGGAACCUGUUGCUCAGGAGCUGGUGGAGUGUGGUUUUCUACAGACAGAGAGUGAUCUUCAGGAUGUAGCAGAAGCUCUGGAACUCCUGCCAGCUCCUGAACUCAAAGUUCUGGCUAAGACCUUCCAUCUCAGCAGUUCUACUACUCAAAAACAGCAGAUAGUGGAUGGACUUCUUCGCCUCAGCAAGCAGAAGUCCCUCUUCUCUCUGACCCCUGGUCAGAACAGCAUUAGUGGUGUCAUCCUUAAAAAAGCGCAGCAGCUUGCAGGAUCCUGUGUGCGUUUGUGUCGGGGUCCUCGGGCUGUUUUCUCCCGUAUCCUUCUGCUAUUUUCUCUGACGGACUCUGUGGAUGAGGAGGAGAUGGCAUCUGGUGGACAGGGCCAGCUCUUCACAAUCCUACUGGUUAAAUCAGGACGUCUAGCCUUCCCAGACUACCAAGUGCAGCGCACAGUCAAGAUUUUUCAAGACAGGGCGGACUUGAUCAGAUAUGAGGCAGCUAUGCGAGCUCUACAAGAGUUGACUUUAGCUAUGCAAGCAGGUCAGUGGGAAGAAGCCCUGGAGCUUUACACAGCUGCUAAAAGUGCCUGGGAAGAGCUGAGGAGGAACCAUAAUCUUAGAUACCAGAAUGAAUUACCUGUUUUCCUACGUGGUUUCACCACUGGCUGGGUGUACACCCGUGUCCUCUCCAGAGGGGUGGAGAUCUUGCAGAGAUUACGUCGCUAUGAGGAAGCUGUACAAGAACUGCAGUCUCUGCUGUUGCAGUCCGUUUACUGUCCUGAUAGCCGGGGGCGAUGGUGGGACAGACUGGCACUAAACCUACACCAGCACCUCAAAAGACCAGAACAAGCUUUACGUGCUAUCAGAGAUGGGCUGUCAGACCCUCUGGUGCGAACGGGACAUAAGCUGUCUCUUCAUCAGAGAGCUGUUCGGAUGAUGGACUCUGCCAGCUGUAAGAAGUACCGCCUACAACUCAAGAGUCUGCCCACUAUCCACAUCCAAGAUGUCAAACACGUGACCAUUCGAGGACAGCUGUUUCCACAUGAGGGGGGCAUGGGAAAAUCUCUGUUUCUUAUCCCAGCCAGUGGAGUGGGAGGAGCAAGUCCUGACACCACUGUCAUAUGCUCUGUAGAAGAGCUGUCUCUAGAACAUUACCGCAAACAGGGCUUUGACCAAGGGAUCCAUGGAGAGGGCUCGACAUUCUCUGCAUUGUUCGCUCUUCUACUGUGGGACAUCAUUUUCAUGGAGGGAAUCCCUGAUGUUUUCCGAAACUUGUACCAGACAUGUCCACUGGAUCUUUGCACGGAUUGUUUCUAUGAGAACAGAAAAGAGGCAAUAGAUUCUCGUGUAGCUUUAAUAAGUGAUGCUUCUGUGGAGACACUGCAUGACAUGUUGGAGAAUGUCUGGACCUCCCAGGAGGGCAAAGUAUGUUCACUGGUCAACUGGGAGCGCUUCUCAUCUCUUCAGCAAGCUCAGUCUCUUGUGUCAUGCUUUGGUGGAGCCUUCUUAGGAGGGGUAAUAGCACGGAUGGCCAAAGACUACAGACACUGCCGUGGAGGUUUGCCUGACCUAGUCGUGUGGAACACCUCAAGUAAUAGUUUCAAGCUUGUGGAGGUGAAGGGGCCCAACGACCGUCUGUCUCAGAAGCAACAAAUCUGGUUGGAUGAGCUGCAGAAACUGGGGGCUGAUGUGGAGGUGUGUCAUGUCGCUGCCACUGGAGCCAGAGGUGCUCGUUUGGACUGAACAAACACAGAACUCACAAUACCACUUGUAAUGAAUCAUAGUGGUAAUCAAAACACUGAAAGGUAAAACAAUUUUUGGUCUUUAGACCAACAUUAUGCAUAUGCAAUCCACUUGCAGUGCAUCUUGCAAAUAAAUUGCCUCAAAAUUAAGACUAUGUCAGGAAUGGCUGUCAUACAGUCUUGAUGUAUUAAUGCAUGUUUGCAUGAUUUCCCACAGAAUGUUUUGUCAUAAACUGAACUGGCAUGGUUAUAGCAAGUAACUGCACUUACCCACUACUCAGAUCUCAGUAUUCACUCAAGCUUGAGAGAUCUUGGUUUUAAAUAGUUCAGAGAUCUCAAGUUUCUAAUUGCUCCCUUUAAAGAGUUUCCUGGAAAUGCCUGGUUUGAAUGAGUCCUCACUGUAUUUGAGUAAUCACUGGGCAUUUGGUGCUUAAAUUAUUUAGGGAAUUAAAGUAUUCAUUUCAUUCAGCUGAAUAUUUUUGUAAAAGAGAUUUGAAAUUUCUGUUUUGACUUUUGAUCCUAGUGAAAUUACUUCUCCCUGUAUUUCAGUAACAGGACAGCUGCUCAGUCUAUUAAUUUACAUAUGUAUGAGACUAUUUUAGAAAAAUGUAAAGAAUCACAGUUAAGUAAAUAUAUUUCAGCUUAAUGUAAUGCAGAAGGCAAAGGGUUUUGUGUGUCAGGAAUCAUUCUGACACCAAAAUGAAGACAACAAAAACAAGUUAAACAUGAAAACGCACUUAUAAAGUGCGACACCCUCACUGUACGCGUUAGACACAGAGUUUUUGUGAUUCUGUUACACUGUAACAUGGUUUUACGGCCUUAACAUUUAGUCACUUCUGUCCAAAAGGCUUUAUCAUUGACUAACACACAGCGCUUAUACCAUGUUUAAUACAUGUUGGUGCACAGCUGUUAUUUAAACAGUUAUGACCCCAUGUUUGACCUUUACUUUUCACCCAAGGUCAAAGAUUAUCCAACCAAUUGAAAUGUGAUAUGACAUCAUAUUAGUGUUUAAUAAUAACAUACAUCUUUCUUUAACCAAUGCCUUGAAAUAAGAAUUCUAAAUAUCCUUAUGUAUCACCAUCAGGUGGUAUGACCUUGUCCUGUGACCUUGACUUUUAACUUUUUUUUUUUUUCUCCAAAUCAAUUCACUUUGGCCUUGGCUGACCCUCAGUCAUUACACCAAGUUAGGUUCAGUUUUUUUUUUUUUUUAAUCAAAUCUGUUUCAGUUAUUUUGUUCACACUUGGACA
Messenger RNA from Thalassophryne amazonica, 4169 nucleotides. It is a transcript of the gene fan1, whose product is annotated as FANCD2 and FANCI associated nuclease 1. Gene Ontology annotation, cellular component: nucleus. The record is from RefSeq and is a predicted model, not a curated record. Gene Ontology annotation, biological process: interstrand cross-link repair. The coding region runs from base 1 to 2922 and encodes 973 amino acids. Lineage: Eukaryota; Metazoa; Chordata; Actinopteri; Batrachoidiformes; Batrachoididae. Gene Ontology annotation, molecular function: 5'-3' exonuclease activity; flap-structured DNA binding; protein binding. The transcript has 13 exons.